Messenger RNA from Ilex paraguariensis (yerba mate), 903 nucleotides. NCBI's taxonomy places the organism in Eukaryota, Viridiplantae, Streptophyta, Magnoliopsida, Aquifoliales, Aquifoliaceae. The record is from the annotation of a GenBank genome assembly.
AUGGGCAUCCCCGCAGGGCACCCUGACUUCGUCGUCCCAGAACUACUCGUCCAAGUGCUCACAGUCUUGGGUUUCAUCGGAAAACCUAUUUCCUUCUUCUCCUUCCCCACACUUGGUUUCAGCUAUUUCCUCGAACCCGAUACAGCAUUCCCUAUCCGACCAGAAUUCGAAUCGGAGCUCCAUUCUAUCUCCGGCAUCCUGAUCAGGGAACUCUUACCCGUUGUGAAGUUCUCCGACCUUAUCGACCCACCGGAGACCUGUGCUGUGUGCUUGUGCAAGUUUUCCGGUACCGACAAGAUCCGACGGCUAAUAAAUUGUCAGCACAUAUUCCAUCGUAGCUGCCUGGACCGUUGGAUGGACCACGAUCAGAAGACGUGUCCUCUUUGUAGGACGACGUUUAUCCCGGACUGGGUCAUGGGAUUCCCAGUUGGUUACGCGGAUUUCUUCCUCCCAACAUUACUGGUUCACGUGCUCUCACUUCUGGGUUUCAUCAGAAAACGUAUUUCCAAGCUGUUCGCAACUCUUGGUCUUGGCGAUUUCCUCGAACCCGACACAGCAAUCACUACCCAACCCGAAUGCGCAUCGGGCCGCCAUUCUGUCUCCGCCGUCCUGAUCCGAGAACUCUUACCCAUUGUGAAGUUCUCCGACCUGAUCGACCCACCGGAGAGCUGUGCGGUAUGUUUGUGUGAAUUUGACGGUAGCGAUGAGAUCCGACGGCUGACGAAUUGCAGGCAUAUAUUCCAUCAGAGCUGCCUGGACCGUUGGAUGGACCGCGAUCAGAAGACGUGUCCGCUUUGUAGGACUCCAUUAAUCCCGGAAGAUAUGCAGGAGGUUUUCAACGAGAAGUUUUGGGCUGCUUGUGGGAUUUCUGAUUUUUACGGGGAGUACUCACUCGCCCAUUAA